Messenger RNA from Anopheles coustani, 3850 nucleotides. Its product is annotated as rabankyrin-5. The coding region runs from base 130 to 3537 and encodes 1135 amino acids. The transcript has 7 exons. Lineage: Eukaryota; Metazoa; Arthropoda; Insecta; Diptera; Culicidae. The record is from RefSeq and is a predicted model, not a curated record. Gene Ontology annotation, molecular function: protein binding; metal ion binding.
UGCUGUGAACCGGGUGCCCAAUUUCGCAUUUGUUUCUUUGAUUACUUCAUUUUAAUCCAGCCAAUCGCUAGCCCUGCGCUUCCCCGGAAUUAGCUACGUGUAGAGAAAAUCGUGAAUCGCAGACACACGAUGGCGGCCACGAGUGAAACAGUAAAACUGGAAAAACACCUCAAACUGCUUAAGGAAGAGUACACCAAGCUACAGAAAAACUACGCUGAACUGGAGCGUAAAUAUAGCAAGGCGGCCGCAGCAAGCGAAGAGCAUGAUCUUACCGGGGAGUUCAGCAGUUUCAUAUCCCGCCUGGUGAUGACCGUUGCCACUCUCUAUGGCAGGACGACAUACUCCGAUAUUACGAUCAAACUAAAGGACAAAUCCAUGCCGGCACACAAGUUUGUGCUGAAUGCACGAAGCGAAGAGUGGCGCGAGGAGGUGAUACUUGACAAGGCUGAGCUAGACUGGUCCGAUAUGGAUGCAGACGUAGGAUAUUCACUGCUUCGCUGGAUUUACACCGACGUUGUUGACCUGCAGCACGACUCACUGGCGCUGGAGCUACUGAAAACAUCCCACCGUUUCAAGCUGCCCGGUCUGAUGGGGCUGUGCGAGCGGGCUCUCGUGUCGUCCGUAUCGGUGCGCUCCUGCGUGCGAUUCUACUGCGUCGCGGAGGACGUCGGUGCGUCCAACCUACUCGAAUACUGUUCUGGACUGAUUUCCACGCACUGGGACGACCUAACGCCGCAAGACUUCGAGCACAUGUCCAGCCCGUUGCUGUACAAAAUGCUCAAAAGCAAAACCAAACAUCCGCUACACGCCGCCGUGCGGUUGCUCCGGGAGGACGUCGUAUUUUUGUGUCUCGUCGAAAACAAUGCUUCGCUACCGGAAAUUGUAAACAGCCUUUCACCUCAAGGCCAGCUUCCUCUGGGCCUCGCGCUGAUGGGCCGCAGUACGACGAUCGCACAGACCUUACUGGAGACGGGUGGGGCUGACAUUAAUGCCUUUACAUCGGAGGGCAAUACGCUGCUUAUCGAUGCGAUUAAACGUGGCGACAGUUUUACGGCACAGUUUCUGCUAGAGAAGGGGUGCAACGUGGAUCUGGUCACGCGAGAUACGUCCGACACGGCCCUGCACCUGGUCUGCACGUACUCGGAGCGCAGUACCGACCUGGAAACGCACCGGGAAAUGCUCAACAUUGGCCGGCAGCUGCUGGCCCAACAGGCCGAUCCCAACAUGCAAAACAGCAAGGGCUUUACUCCACUGCAUGUUGCCAUUAUGUCGCAGCAUGUGGAAAUGAUUGACGAACUGCUGAACGAAACCACCGUCCCCCACGUGGACACGAACGUGCGUACGAAGGACGAAAAGUGUGCCUUACAGCUGGCACUAGUGCCACCGCAUACCGACGGACCCCCGUUCGAGCUGGCCCGCCGUCUGCUGGAGCGCGGUGCGCGCACGAACGUCCUCCAUCCGGAAUCGGGCGACAGUUUGUUGCAUAUCCUCGCCAAGCAACAGCUGGAAGAUGCAGCCGUCUUUCUCACCGAUCACUGCAACCUCAGCCAUAUCAAUCGGGCCGGUUCGACGGUACUGCACGUCGCUGCCUCACAGGGCUUGGCAAAUCUAGCGCGUGCCCUGCUAGAGAAGGGCGCACCACCGAACGUGCAGUCCAGCGUGACGGAGCUCAAGUGUGCGCUGCAUUGCGCCGUCGAGGAGAACCAUUUGAGCGUUGUCGAGGCGUUUAUCGAGUACAAGGAGGAGAACCCGGACACGGUGGAUUUCAAUCUGAAAAAUGCAUUCGGUGACUCACCGCUCAGCCUUGCCCUUAGCUUGGGUUUCAACGAACUCGUACCGCUGCUGAUCAAGGGCGGAGCCGAUUUGAACGCUCGCAACGGCCAGGAUAUGACGUUGCUUCAUCAAGCCAUCCUAAAGGAGGACUCGAAGACGGCCGUCUUUCUGCUGAGUCAGGGUGCCGAUAUGAACGCACUGACGGCGGACCAAGAGUCCCCGCUGCAGCUGGCCAUUCACUGUCGGCUGGUGGACGUGGUGGAUGCCCUGUGCUCCCGGGGUGUCUCGCUAAGUGCACCGGACAAUAAGGGCGACUGUCCGUUGUGGAGUGCGCUCGAGUCGGAGCAGUUCGAGAUAGCCUCCGUGCUGGUACGGCACGGCGUCGACACGGACUGUUGGGGCCCAGGGCCGGAUGGUUGCUUGCAGACUAUCCUGCAUCGUGCGAUCGACGAGAAUAAGGAACAGGCGGCCAUGUUUCUCAUCAAAAGUGGCUGCGAUCUGGACUCGCCGCGGCAACCGGGUCCCCAGGGGCAGGGUGGCGACGAGGCGAAGGAUAAGGCAUCACCGCUGCAUCUCUGCUGCCAGUGGGGCCUACGGAACGUUCUGCACACCCUGAUCGACCAUGGAGCGAACGUGAAUGCGAUCGAUUGCGAUCUGAAAACGCCUUUGCACGUGGCGAUUGAGAACCAGCACGAGGAAAUAAUAGGCAUUCUGUUGUGUCACCCAGGCAUCGAUCUAAAGAUACGGGACAAAACGGGCAACACACCGUUUGCGGCCGCGCUGCAGGUGCGCAAUAACAAGGCCGCCCAAAACAUCCUCGAGCGGCUACCGAAUGCGGCCGAACAGAUCGAUCAGCGGGGGCGCAACUUCCUGCACCUAGCGAUCAUGCGUGACGAUCUCGAGUCGGUGCUGUUCCUGCUAUCCAUCCAUGUGGACGUAAACUCGCGCGUCCAUGAUGUAAACCAAACGCCACCGCUGCACCUGGCGGCGGCCUCCGAGAAGGAGAUGCUCAUCCGGAACCUCAUCCUAGCCGGGGCGCGACUGAACGACCGAGACGCGACGCAGAAAACGGCCCUCCACGUGGCAGCCGAGCGGGGAACGGUGGCGGCCGUAUCGGCACUGCUACAGAACGGUGCCGAUUUUGAUGCAGUGGAUGGAGACGGUAACAAUGCUCUACACAUUGCCGUCCGCGAGGGACACAUCGGGGUCGUGCGCGAACUGCUGACGGAAUCGGAGCUCAACGCGGAAGCUGUCAACCUGAAGGGGCGCAAUCCACUGCAUGAGCUGUGCCGCUGCGGGAAGGACAACACAUCGGCCGCCAUCCUGGAGCUGUUCAUCGAGUGUAUGCCAAACUAUCCGAUCAACAAUCCGGACGUGCAGGGCAACACGCCCCUGCUGUUGGCGUACAUGCGGGGCCAGGCGCAGCUGUGCCGUAUACUGGUGAAAAAAGGUGCCUGCCUGGGAGCCGAGAACAAGGAGGGCUUGACGAUAUUCAACUUUAAGCUAGCCACCAACCAACUGCUGCACCGUUUGCUGGACGAACUGCCGCAGGAAUCACCCUGGGCUUCAUCGGAGCUGUGCCAGGAGUGUGGCACCAAGUUCACGCUUACCAUGCGAAAACAUCACUGCCGCCACUGUGGGCGCAUCCUUUGCAGCCGGUGUUCGAACAACGAUGUGCCAAUCAUCAAGUUUGGCAUCAACAAACCGGUGCGCGUGUGCUCGGUCUGCUUCGAGGUACUCCAGAUCGGCAGCGGUGGAGUGUAAGAACAAUUUUUCGAACAAAUAUGGACCUCCUCGUUUCACUUGGACCAUUCACGUGCACGUGCAUAUGAUCUGAGCUUCUGCAGGAAGUGUGGCACGCGAGAUAAUAUCCUGUGGACGACGCAGCCCCGGGCACGACAUACCCGCCCGUACGCCUCGUCCCACAUCUCAGAGCAUUAUUUUUUUUCUUUUCUUCUAUCGAUUCAAUAUUUUAUGAAGUUUUUCGUUAUUCGUAAAGAGACGGUUAUUUAUAUACAUAAUAACACACACAAACUGGAACAAACAUCAAAAUAUAACGACACGUACAAUUAAUGCA